Messenger RNA from Thecamonas trahens ATCC 50062, 942 nucleotides. RefSeq names its product biotin/lipoate A/B protein ligase. Gene Ontology annotation, biological process: protein modification process. The transcript has a single exon. The record is from RefSeq and is a predicted model, not a curated record. The coding region runs from base 1 to 942 and encodes 313 amino acids. NCBI's taxonomy places the organism in Eukaryota, Apusomonadida, Apusomonadidae.
AUGGCACUGAGGCCGGUGCUUCGUGUGGUGCGUGAGGCCUUUGGUCGCGGUGGGUCCAUGCUCGAGGCGCUGAGGGCUGAGGAGGAGCUCUUCCGUCGCGUCAUCCGUGGUGAGGGCGGUGGGAGGACGGCAGGGCAUGCCGCAUCGCCACCAUCGGACGGCUGGCUGGUCUUGUCGCGGUGUCCAGAGCCGACGGUGGUGCUGGGCGUGGCCGGGCGAGUGUCCAAGGAUGUGCGGACUGAAGCUGUGGCCGCCGACGGCGUCAAGCUCGUCCGCCGAUACACCGGCGGAGGAACGGUGUACGUGGCGAAGGGCACUAUGCUCGCCUCGCUCAUCCUCGACGCUCGCGCUGUGCCGCAGCUUGCGGCAUCGGCGUCGGCGCUCUCGCCCAAAAGCCUCAUGGAGUGGUCUCAUCACGCGGUGUACGGCCCAGCGCUUCGGCAGGACGCCUUUGCGCUGCGCGAGAACGACUACAUCGCCGAGAGCAGCAGCGAUGGCGCACCACCGCCGGCCAAGUUUGCCGGCAACGCGCAGUCGCUUGCCCGCCACUACUUUGUGCACCACACCUCGUUUCUCUUUGACUUUGAUCCAGCGCUCCUGGAGCGUUAUCUCACCCUGCCCGAGAAGCGGCCGCAGUAUCGCGCCUCGCGCUCGCACUCCGACUUUGUGCGAGCGCUGGGCCCACAUGGCACUGGGCUCGGCUGGAUCGCCUCGCCUGAUGACUUCUUUGAUGCGGUCGAGGCCAGCCUUGCCCACGACUAUGAUCUCGUCCCGGCCUCGCGCGCGGAUGUCGACGCCGCCAUCGCCGCAGCCUCCGCCAAGCCGCUAACCAAGUACCGCACCCAGCCUCUGGACAUUGAGACCGAGCUGGCUGCGGAUGCCGCCCGCGCCGCCCGCAUCGCCGCCAAGGCUAGCAAGCCGGCUAAAGCCACCAAGAAGUAG